CAGAACUCCGGUUACAGUAGUCGUUAUUGAGAGCUGGGACCCGGUGAUCGCGGCUGCUCUGCUCGUGGACAGGAAAGUAUAGGCUGUAAACAUAACCACUCUGGAAUCCACGUGGAAACUAGGCAAGAUGCCCCUCUUUGGGAACACCUUCAGCCCCAAGAAAACGCCGCCCAGAAAAUCUGCAUCACUUUCUAACUUGCAUGCGCUGGACCGGACAACAAAAGAGGUAGAGCUGGGUUUGGAAUAUGGUGCCCCUAGUAUCAGUAUUGCAGGACAAAGUCUUAAGUUUGAAAAUGGCCAGUGGAUAGCAGAAUCGGGUGGCACUGGAUCACAGAAGGAUCUCCAACGUCUUCGAAAGAGAAAUCAGCAGUUGGAGGAGGAGAAUAACUUGCUUCGUCUGAAAGUAGAAAUCCUGCUGGACAUGCUCUCUGAAGCAACAGCAGAAUCCCACCUAAAGGAUAAAGAGCUUGAGGAAAUGAAGAGCUUGAGUGGGCGAAGAAAAUGAAUGAAAUCUAUAAAAAGGAAACCCGGAUGAGCCAGGAACAGCUCAUGAAUUAAUACCGGCGUCAUACAGAAGACUGAUAAUGCUCCUCUCCUAAUCAAAGCUCAUUGAGGCUUUUAUCUUCUUAUGAACAUUUUUUCCCAAUUCACUUCAGCAGUGACAGGCAGCAGGGGUGUAGUAGCCGCCCCCGCAUCAUUCCAUAGCAGACUAGUUCAGUUAUUUAUUUGUUACACUUGUAAGACUCACGUUUCAUAAGGAGCCUUUUAUCAGAUAUAUGUUGGAGGACUUGCAAUAUACACCUUCAGUGGAAGGGCUACAACACAUUCUGCUGUAUAGCCGUGCAGUGGGAUAUAUCGCCCAUGUACAGUCCUCCGACAGCUCUCUGAAUUCCGAUGCUCUGACCAUAGACUUGGAGGGAGAUAGGGAAGCUGGC
This is a messenger RNA of Bufo bufo (common toad), 935 nucleotides long. It is a transcript of the gene CBY1, whose product is annotated as chibby family member 1, beta catenin antagonist. The transcript has 5 exons. Lineage: Eukaryota; Metazoa; Chordata; Amphibia; Anura; Bufonidae. The coding region runs from base 128 to 505 and encodes 125 amino acids. The record is from RefSeq and is a predicted model, not a curated record.